Molecule: messenger RNA, 1402 nt
Organism: Diceros bicornis minor
Lineage: Eukaryota; Metazoa; Chordata; Mammalia; Perissodactyla; Rhinocerotidae
Gene: TCN1
Product: transcobalamin 1
Exons: 9
Coding region: 1-1287 (428 amino acids)
Biological process (GO): cobalamin transport
Molecular function (GO): cobalamin binding
Source: RefSeq, a predicted model, not a curated record
AUGAGACAAUCACACCAGCUGCCCCUAGUGGGGCUCCUAUUGUAUUCUCUUAUCCCAAGCCAACUAUGCAAGAUCUGUGAGGUACACAAAGAAAACUACUCCUGUCUAAACCCUCUGAUAAGAACAAUGAUUAAUUCAAAACAUACCAGAGGAAUCCAAGAUGCCAAUGUCCUUUUGUCCUUCAGACUUGUUGGGAUCCAGAAACAAGACGUAGAACAACAGCUGAUCCAACACAUCAAAGACAAAGUGGCAAGGAAAGGGUCAGAUUUAACUUCAGGACAGCUUGCCUUGAUUACAUUGGCUCUGGGAGAAUGUCAAAACCCUGAUAAAAAGUUUAUAGAUGAUUAUCACCUAGUCAGCCAACUAGAAAAGAAAUUCCAAGAAGAAAUUGAAAAUAUGGGAGCACACAAUGGCAAGCCACUGACUAACUACUAUCAGCUGAGCCUGGAUGUUUUGGCCUUGUGUCUGUUCAAUGGAAGCUACUCAAUCCCCAAAGUUGCUGAACUCUUUGAUCCUGAAAAUAAAAACUAUUAUUUUGGUGGUCAGUUCUCAGUAGAUACUGGUGCAAUGGCUGUACUGGCUCUGACCUGUCUGGAGAAGAAUGUAACGAAUGGGCAGAUCAAAAUAGAUAGCAAGGACUUAGAGUGUAUCGAUAAUCAUAUAAAAUCACUGGUAAAAAAGAUUCUGUCUGAGAAAAAAGAAAAUGGUCUCAUUGGAAACAUAUUUAGUACAGGAGAAGCUAUGCAGGCUCUCUUUGUCUCAUCAAACUAUUACAACGAAAGUGAAUGGGAUUGCCAACAAACUCUGGACACAGUGCUCAAGGAAAUUUCUCAUGGAACAUUCAGUAUUCCAACUGCUGCAGCCCAGAUCUUUCCUGCCCUGAUCGGAAAGACCUACUUGGAUGUUAACAAAGACUCUCCAUGUUCAAAUAACUUCAACAUCUCCACUUGUGAGUCUGUGACACCUACUGACUCACCUUCAAAUAUCUCAGUCCAUUACUCCGUGAAAAUCAAUGAAACAUAUUCCACCAAUGUCACCGUGCUAAAUGGUUCAUUCUUCCUAGAUGUGAUGACAGAAGCUCAGAAAAUAAAUGAGACUAUAUUUAGUUUCACAAUGGUGGAGACCUCAUGGGGGCCCUACAUCACUUCUGUUCAGGGCCUAAGUGCCAACAGUAGUAAAAGAACCUACUGGCAACUUCUAAGUGAAGGCAAACCGCUGAGCCAAGGAGCUGGUAGUUAUCUUGUCCAUGAUGGAGAAAAUCUGGAGGUUCGCUGGAGCAAAUACUAAUAAAAUCAAACCUUCCUCAGCAGGAUCUAAUCCUUUUGCAGUGGAAAUUCCACGUGGAGAUUGGCCUCAUGCCUUCCUUUUCCUUUAUCACAAUCCCAACAGGAAAGUCAAUAAC